GCUGCGUACGUAGUUGAUCUAAUUCACUCGGGGCAGAGAUGCUUCAUCCACCAGUGUGUUCAACGCUGCUUGUGACGGUGGAGAGAAUCGGAGGAAGUGACUUUGGUAAUGACUGAUCCGUUGAAGCGCUUCGGUUUUCAUGACUUGGACUGCUCACAACUCCCUCUUCUGCUGCCACUACUGAAAGGUUGCAGCGGCUGCAUUCCACUCCUGGCAGAAUCAAACCGGGGUGUCCUGCCAACAAUCCCAGUCCUGCUGCAGCAAACCGGCUUGUGUUGCUGUGGGAGACUAGGUGCCACAUUCUGCCGCCUUGCUUCUCCUUCCAGCGAGGAACUCUACCUCGCUCGCACUUCCACUCUGUCGGCUAUCUCACACCUCUGUCCUGUCGACACUCCCUGCCAUCCAGAGAGGGAAUGAGACUGUCCUGUAAUGUCUGCUGCCACCAUCGAGAGGGAGGAAAGACUUCUUCUUCCUUACCAGCCUAAUCUACACCUUCACUGGGUCCUGCCAGGAGCUACACGCUGCUAUGCAACCAUCCAUAUAUCGAGCUAGUUGAGAUUCCUGUCAUGUCAAUCUAUUGCGUCUCUCAUUCUUGCCCUGUGGAUGUACCUGUGAUCAGUUCC
Molecule: messenger RNA, 623 nt
Organism: Portunus trituberculatus (swimming crab)
Lineage: Eukaryota; Metazoa; Arthropoda; Malacostraca; Decapoda; Portunidae
Exons: 3
Coding region: 109-417 (102 amino acids)
Source: RefSeq, a predicted model, not a curated record